Molecule: messenger RNA, 5318 nt
Organism: Entelurus aequoreus (snake pipefish)
Lineage: Eukaryota; Metazoa; Chordata; Actinopteri; Syngnathiformes; Syngnathidae
Exons: 16
Coding region: 1532-2407 (291 amino acids)
Biological process (GO): signal transduction
Source: RefSeq, a predicted model, not a curated record
UGUGUGUGUGUGUGUGUGUGUGUGGCGGGGAAGAAGAGGGCGGAGCUUCAGUGACUUUUGAUCCACCAACCUAAAAGGGUGUGCUGUGGGGGCAAUCCCCCCAUUUUAGGGCCUUUCUUUUUUUAUUUUUUUUUAUUUAUUUUUUUACAGCUCUUAUCUUUAAAUGACACAUGAAUUGUGAUAAUGACUUUGUGGGCACAUACAGACUGCAUGCUGUGGUGUAAACAGUUUGCAGAUCUCCUGACACAAACUCUCCAGCAAGGACUUGGACGGCCCGACCACCACAGAUUGGUUGUCGCCCACCGUCACGCACGUCCUUUCGUGGCCGGCCAGCCUGGCCUUGAGCUCGGCUAUGAUGUUGUCCUUGAGGGCGAGCUGCUUCUCCAGGAGCUCCAUCUCCUCCCGGCACUCAUGUGCAAAAGUAUGACAGCCACGCCAUUGGGUUUGGAGAAGCUGAUUCAUGCAAGACGUUCCAGGUGUGACCCCCAAAAGCCUGCCUAGGAUCCCAACCUGCAGGAGUUGGAAAAAUAUUACCGCUCCCUUGCAGAGAAUACACAGAAUUUAUUACGCAGUACUCAAGAGUCACCAGCAGUUCUUGAGGCCCAGCAGGGUGGAUCCCUCCCAGCUACGGAGUCUAUCAGGAGCAGACAUGGCCGACCUCUCUCUCUCUCUGGCAUCCACGCUCGUCAAACAUCUGAAAGGCAUUGGAGGCACAAGGUAUACACCUCAGCCUCUCCGAUGGAAAACCCAACCUGGGACUGGCGCACUUUCGGGACGGAGGCGGUGCUGAUGAGUCCACUAGACGGGUUGAUGCUGAAGAACUCGUAGCCCGGUCCAGGCGACAGACUAUACCACACCACGGCGUUCUCCUCUGAGGGACAUAAUCAUGAAGCAAGUGUAAACAAGCAAGCUUACCAGUUGGACCGGUGGCCCGCACAGUCCCCACGCUGGUACCCGGGUCGGCGUCCUCGGGUACGCUGAAGGUGUAGCGGGACCUCUGGAACACGGCUGGAGCCUGAGCGCUCGCCAGAACGUGAACGGUCACUUCCGCCGGUCGGGCUGAGGUCACGCCCGCGCCGUCCUGCGCCGUGACGGCGAUCUUCACGCUGGCCACGCCCCCCAGGCCGCGAGGGAGAUUACGCUGCCAGACGUCACAGUGAGACACCAAGAACAAGAGACAUACUUAGCAGCCUUCCUGUGGCGUCCUCUAGCGAACAAAAGAGGUAACUGCAACAAGAGCUUGAUGGUUAAAAGGUGACCUGGCUUAUGAACAACAAGGUGCGCAACCAAGCAAAAACUUUCACAACAAAGACAGUCUAGCCUACGGGACACUUUUGAGGGCCGGAUUCGAAGGACACUUAGAACUUUUUUUUUUAAUUGGGACAGCUUUCGCGCACCGCGAUGACGUCAGCACCCCACAAAUGAGCACUGCAAAGGAUGCAGCCGCCGAAUCGAGACACGCCCUUCGAAGGUGUCACCUAGCGCGAAGUGUUUGUGAGGAGCGACUCCAUCUUGGACUCGUUCGACGAAGAUGUCUCGUCGUCACAUCAUGUUGUCCUACCAGUGGGACGACCAGGCUCUGGUCCUCAAGGUCUACCAGCGCCUCAGGGAGGACGGCCUGCCGGUGUGGAUGGACGUGCAGGAAGGAGGAGUGACGGGAAACAUCAACGACGCGAUGGCGGCGGCCGUGGAGUCGGCGGCCGUCGUUUGUCCCUUCAUGACCGCCGCCUACCAGGCGUCUCGCAGCUGCAAGAAGGAGCUGAACUACGCCGACAGCAGGGAGGUGACCGUGGUCCCCGUCAUGCUGGCCCAGGACUGGGAGGCCAGAGAGUGGCUGGGCCUCAUCACGGCCGGCCUGCUGUGGGUCGACUUCAGGGACGUCUUGAAGGACGAGCAGCACUUUGAGGAGUGCGUCCGCUCUCUGGAGGAGGAGAUCCUGUUCAACGUGGGCCACCUGCUGACACAGGACGACCAAGCCGAGACCCCCAAAGUCCACCUGAAGAAGAAGCCAGGCCGCGCCUUCUGUCACGCGCUCACCAGGCUUCACAUCCACGACGCAGGCGAGCGUUUGGAGUCCGUGAGUGAAACAGGAAGUCCAGUGGAGCUGAAAGAGGCGCUUGAUGCUGCUUGUUACUGGGAGGAGAUCAAGGGCAGCGGCUUCAAACGCUACAGGAACGCGGUGACCAAAAGAUAUUUGGGGUACGACCCCGAGAGGGACGAGGUCCGCUCGGAGGUGGGACCCACGGAGCGUGAGGAGUGGCUCCUGCUGGUGGAGCCGACAGAUCGCAGUCGCCACGGGGCGGUGGUCCUCAAGAACAAACACAGCGGACGCUUCCUGGCCGUCCGUCAAGGACAUUUUCUUGCGCUUUCGGCGUACGACGACAAAUGCAAAUGGUUUUUACAAUGACCCCACUCUCAUUUACAAAUUAAAAAUAGAGCUCGCUACAAAAAAAAACAAUCUUAGAUCGAUUAGAAUCUUUUUCUCUUCAGGAUGUCAGGUUUCCAGUUGAUAGGAUGACUUUCUUCCGUCUGUAAGAAAGAGAUAAUGUACGGACGUUAAACUUAUUUUCCUGUGAUCGUAAUAAUAAAUAUAUUACAUAUAAUAUCUGCAAAAAUAACUCAUUAUUAUUAGCAAGAGAAAAUACUGGAAAGUAAAGUUGCAUCUACUUUAGAGUAGUCAGUGUGCAUCUUGUAUAGAUGUUUACAAUUACAUCCACUGAGAAUGAGACAACACAACCAUCAAGAUGUCUACAAUCACGGCUGGGGAGUGCACGAGUGCUGCCUGCACUUGGGAACUGUGGUCCAUUUUUAAGCAAACAUUAAUUAGUAAGAUAAUUGUCUUGUAUGCAAUCAAGCAGGGUGUUGGUUGUAUCAUAGUUUGCCAGUGCACAAGUGCUGCUGGCACUGGGAAGCUGCGGUUUGUUUUUUGGAAAUGCUCAGUAGUAAUAUAGUGUCUUGACAAUCAAGCAUGAUGGUGUUGGCGUUAUGGUGUGGGAAUGCACGAGUUCUGCCGGAAUUAGGAAGCUGUGGUUCGUCUUUGGGAAACAUAAGUAAGAUGAUUGCCUUGUCUACAAUCAAGCCCUGGUGGUGGUCGUAUCAUCGCUUGGGAAUGCACGAGUGCUGCCGGAAUUGGGAAGCUGUGGUUCGUCUUUGGGAAAAAUAAAUGAGUAAGAUAAGUGUCUAGUCUGCAAUCAAGCACGAUGGUGGUAGCGUCAUGGCAGGCCGGCACUGGGGAGAUGCGGUUCGUUUUUGGAAAUACCCCGUAGUAAUAUAAUGUCUUGUCUGCAAUCAAGAAUGAUGGUGGUGGCAUCACGGUUAGGGAGUGCACGAGUGCUCUCAGCACUGGGGAGCUGUGGUUAGUUUUGGGGAAACAUUAAUUUGUAAGAUAAUGUUUUGUCUACAAUCAAGCAUGGUGGUGAUAAUAAUAUGGUUUGGGAGAGCUGCAGUUAGUUUUGGGAAACAAAAUACUCAGUAGUUAGAUAAUGUCCUGUCUACAAUCAAGCACGAUGGUAGUAGCACCAUGGUUGGGGAGCGCACGAGUGCUGCCGGUACUGGGGAGCGGUGGUUCGUUUUUGAGAAAAAUUUUAAUAAGAUAAUUGUCUCGUCUACAAACAAACAUGGUGGUGGUCGUAUCAUAGUUUGGGAAUGCACGAGUGCUGCCAGCAGCGGGAGGCUGUGGUUCGACAACAGUAUAAUAAUACAACAACAACACAACGGUAUAAUAACAAAAAUAUAAUCAUCAAAUAAUAACAAGAGACUUACGGCCGUGUCGUCCUCUUUGUACACUUUGAUGGUCUUGUCCGCCUCGGCCGUGAUCAGGCGACUCUCAGAGUUGUCGAACAAGCAGGCGAAGAUGCCCGACUCGCUGUCCAGGGAGCCGGGCUGCACGGCGGCGUGGAUGCGCUGGAAGUUGUAGCCGGUCCUCCAGUCCCACAUGUGGAUGGUCCCGUUGUCGGCUGCACGAGAAGGACGACACGGCGCCGUGUUAACGCGUCACCGAGCAACAACACUUCCUGCCUCAAUGGAGUGUACCUCCGGAGACGAGCACGCCGUCGGAGUUGACGGCCAGCGUGUUGAUGAUGGCGUUGUGUCCCGAGAGGUUCUGGAUGAAUUUGCCGUCAGGGAACAUCCACUGCUUGAUGUUGUCGGCCGAACCCGAGGCAAAGGUGUAUCUGUCACACACACAGGAAGUUACACCUCACACCACAAGUCGUCCUCAGGAGGCCACAAAACCUUAUAACUGUUGGGAAUGGUCUGAUACAACUUCCUAUACACCUCUGAUUUUGAUUUGAUAUCAGCAGGAAUCCGACAUGCUAUUUUGUAAUGUUGAAAAAUUUUGGAUCAAGUGAAAUAAUUCAAACGAUGCUAGGCAUGAAAAACAUUAUUUACUGUAUGGAAUGGACUUUGUCUUUAAGUUGAAGAGGAGAGGAUUUUAUUUUUAUUUUGCGACAAUUCUUUACAUGACAGUAAAAUGAAUGAUGCAGACACGUUUGUUACUGGAUACUUUCUAAUUCGCUUCUGCCCUGGAUACUUUGUAUAUGCAAGUACCUUUUCUAGACUAUAAGCCGCUACCUUCCCCCCAUGCUUUGAACCCUGCGGCUUAUAAAACAGUGCAACUAAUUUCUGCGAUUUUUCUUCUUCGCUAACGCUCAAAAUAUUUUGUGUUCAACAAAUUUUCACAGUGGACCGACAGAGACUGAAAAGGUGUGCUGUUGUUUGUGCUUUGGCACCAUCUUUUGAAGUGCUGCGGCUUGACAAUGUGUUUAGUUUUCUUGCCUUGAACUAGGAAAAAUAACUGUCCAUAGCGUUUCUGCUCGAAUGGAUUCUUCAUUCAUCACUUCAAGCAGUGUUUAUAAGUAUUACAAUAUAACUUCAACUAUUCAUACUUACUCAACCGUCCCUUGUGUGAUGUCUGUAGGAGUGUUUUCAUGCGUAUGUGUACGUGCUAUCGUAAUGUAAUCAAGCUAGCAUUGUUAGCAAUAGCGAAUAUGCUAACACGUUUACACUUGUCUGUGUUAGUAACUUACGACAUUUGUUUUGUAUUGUUUCAGUUUCGUAAAUUCACCCAAACGUCACUGUGGAGUUAUUGAGUCUGUUUAGCUAAUUAGAUAGCUAGCUUACGCAGCUCGCGGGUCCAUGAUGAUGACGUCUGUUUUGUUUGAUCAUCCAUUUUACUGCCGUGUUACAGACAACAUUUGGAAACAAUUAAGGUAUGUAAACAUUUACAAAAUCUUUGGUAAAGGUAUAUACUGUAUUUUUCGGACUAUAAGUCGCAGUUUUUUUCAUAGUUUGGGGUGCGACUUGUACUCAGAAGUAAG